AUGGUGGCCCCCAUUGGUUGUUCUUCGGCCUUCCCCGUCAAGAGUUCAUACAAGCGUCUGGGAUCCAUUCUCACUCUCAUCUUGAAGCUCUUUUCUUCCGCCAUCAUUACUUCUAGGCCGUUGGAUGCACAGCGAUUAGCAGAGAGGCUUCGUGCCCAGAAAGGGGAUCAACAGAAAGUGCCGGCAGUCCUCUGUGAUAAGUUGAAAAGAAAAUCUCAGGUGUCUACAAACCCUGUUCAGCGGAGGGUGAGCGAGCUGGUGUGGUUCACACGACAGCUGCAGCAAGUCCAUCCCAACGUGCUUGCUAAGGCCCUGUGCCGAGGAAUUCUCCACCAGGACGAGGACCUGGUGAUUGUCAACAAGUCCUACAGUGUACCUGUGCAUGGUGGCCCUGAUGUUCAGCUCUGUAUCAGUGAUGUACUGCCCAUCUUGGCAAAGAUGCUGCAUGGCCAGAAGGCAGAGCCCCUACAUCUGUGUCACCGGCUGGACAAGGAGACUAUGGGUCUAAUGGUGUUGGCUUGGGAGAAAGAAGUAGCACAUCAAGUCCAGGAGCUGUUCCAAACCCGUCAGGUGGCCAAGAAGUAUUGGGCUAUCACUGUGCGUGUCCCUGUGCAUUCAGCAGGAGUUGUUGACAUUCCCAUCCUGGAGAAGGAGGUGCAAGGGCAGCAGCACCACUGCAAGAUGACCCUGGCCCCACGCUACCUCAUGGACAAUGGGAAAAUCGUGAAAGUGCGUGGCACUCAGAAUGCACUUGUUGCUCUGACUCAGUACCAGGUGCUAAGCAGUACUUUCUCCUCUGCACUAUUGGAACUCCUUCCUGUUACAGGAGUAAAACAUCAGCUUCGAGUUCACCUGUCUUUUGGUUUAGAUUGUCCAGUCCUUGGUGACCACAAGUACUCAGACCGGAAUAGAUUGGACCCCCAGAAAUUGUCUCUUAGCAUCCUAAAGAAGCUGGGGCUAAAACAGUCGAAAGCCCGACAUAUCCCUCUUCACCUGCAUGCCCGGCAAUUGAUCCUGCCUGCCUCGGGGUCCAGAAAGGAGGACCUCAACUUGGUCUGCAAGCUUCCUCACUUCUUUGUGCAGUCCUUACACCGCUUGGGUUUAGAGAUGCCCAGUAAAACAAGAGAUGAUGAAGCAGGACACCUUGGAGCAUGA
Messenger RNA from Elephantulus edwardii (Cape elephant shrew), 1155 nucleotides. RefSeq names its product RNA pseudouridylate synthase domain-containing protein 4-like. The coding region runs from base 1 to 1155 and encodes 384 amino acids. The transcript has a single exon. Gene Ontology annotation, molecular function: RNA binding; pseudouridine synthase activity. Gene Ontology annotation, biological process: pseudouridine synthesis. Lineage: Eukaryota; Metazoa; Chordata; Mammalia; Macroscelidea; Macroscelididae. The record is from RefSeq and is a predicted model, not a curated record.